Caenorhabditis sp. 36 PRJEB53466 is the source of this 6784-nucleotide messenger RNA. The record is from the annotation of a GenBank genome assembly. Lineage: Eukaryota; Metazoa; Nematoda; Chromadorea; Rhabditida; Rhabditidae.
AUGACGGUUCGUGAAAAGACUCCUCCGGCUAAAGGUAAACACCGUUUCAUUCGUCCACCUGAAUGCAUCCGAAAUGUUUCAGAAGCCGUGAAGACGACUCGUCUCGUACGGGCGAUACAGUGGUUCUUCGAGAAAUGGUCGCAUUUCGUGGCCGACCACGCCGUCGCUCUCAUCGUCGUUUGCAUUGUUCUCACUCUCAUCGGCACUUUCAAGGUGGCCACGACGCCGUAAGAAUGAAUUGACCGACGGAGAACUUGAGACAAACUGUUUGCAGAAACGAGAAUGAUAUCACUGGCUACACACCCUACGGAGCCAGGGCCAGGGACGAGUUUGAUGUACGCAAUGGGAAACGGUUUCAGAAGGAACACAUUUAGACGAUGUUUCAGGUGAUGACUGAUUUCUUCGCGCACAAUGGCAACGGAAUCGCAAUGUUCGUGCUCAUUCUGCCUCUGCGCCAGGACAAUGUGCUCCAUCCGGAUGUGCUCAGGGAAGCUCUUCGACUUGAAGACAUCCUUUCUUCCAACUUCACCAUGCUCUCCGCCGAUGGAAAGCACGAGAACUAUCAAGAGUUCUGCACCAACUUCUGUCAAAUCAAUGAGCCAUUCGUUCAGUUCGCUGUAAGUGUUCUCCUCAGAACAUUUUGACAUGGAAUGGAUCUUUCAGAGAAGUUAUUUGACUGAACUGGAUAACUCGAAAAACGGAAGUGAUUUGUCUGAAAGGAUAUCACUGAACUACCCGAUCACGAGCAUUUAUUCGAGGAAAAUGAGCAUUCAGCCCAACUUUUUCGGCAUUGACAUGAGAAACGGAACGGAGAGAACGAUAUCGAACAUCAGAUCGUCUAAAAUGAUUGCUCUCCAGCUGAGAUCCGAACGGAAGGAAGGCUGGAACAGCCAGAUGAUCAAAGACUUUGAGAUGUCCAUCACCAAUUACUUCGAGAAGUUUCCCCCUCCCUCACUCCCGUUCUCACUCUCCUCCCGUUCCAGAGAGUUCCAAUCGGAGGACAUCCGCGUGCUCACUCUCUCCACUUCCUACGUGGAAGCAGAAGUCGUCCGUGCGGGCAUGUCUCUCCUUCCGUUCCUAGUCGUCGGAUUCGUGAUCAUGGCCGUCGUCUCCUCGGUCACCACCUUCUUCUCCGCUCUCUACAUGCAACAAGUUUCCAUUCACAAGGUAUUUUCUGCUUUCUGACAGUCUUCUUGAAUGAUGCGACCGAGAGGAGAAAAAGCGAUUCGCCGGGGACAGAAAUCGAACAAACUGGACUGACCGGGCCCGUGCCUAGCCACCAUAGAAAGAACUGGAAAAGGGCAUUUGCCGGGGAGGGGAAUCGAACCCCUAAAGGAUUUGCAUCCAUGGGAUCUCAAGGCCCACGCCUUUGCCACUUGGCUACCCCGACCUGGGAAAACCGAGCUGAAAAAGGAAAUAUCGCCUGCCGUCCGGGAAUACGGUAGUUCCUCAGCUGACUUCAGUCCUACGAUCAUGCUUCAAACUAGAAGUUAAUAAAUUCUUUAAUAAAUUUCAGUUCUCUCUGGCCAUCGCAGCCUGCAUCUGCCCGUUCAUGGCCUGCGGCACUGCGCUCGGCGCCCUUUUCUUCUGCGGAGUCCGCUUCGGAUCCAUCCUCUGUGUGACUCCGUUCCUCGUUCUCGCCAUCGGAGUCGACGACGCCUACCUGAUGAUCCAUUCGUGGCAGAGAGUGACGGCCGAACGACGGAAGCAUCCGGUUGCGAACGACUCGCCGGGCAGUCGGCUGUCCGAAGUGCUCGUGGACACCGGACCGGCCAUCCUCAUCUCUGCUCUUACGAACAUCUUCGCUGACGUGGCAGGCUGUUUCACCUCGAGCCCCGAGAUCUCGCUGCUUGGAUACGGUAACAUGGCGUGCAUCUUCUGUGAUUUCCUCUAUCAAAUCACCUUUUAUUCGGCCAUCAUGACCAUCACCGGGUACUUUGAGAUGAAGGAAGAAGAGCAAAAACGACACAUCAAGAAGAUCGCAUGCGGGGUCGACGACGACGAUCAGAGCUGCACGGUGAGUGUUUGUGGCGUCAUCAAGAUAAAAUCUGUGAGGAAAAGAUCGAAAGACGAUAAGUGGGGGGUUUCCGAACUAUGACGACCUUUGCGCUUACUCUCAUGGCAUCUUAUGACCAAAAGUAUUCGGGAGAAAUAAAUGAAUUAAGAGUUCUUCGGUGGACAGUUUCGAAGUGGCGGUGAAGAGAAGAGUUUCGACGUUCCUGGAAGGAUACAUCUCGUUCCUCACGAACGCCUUCUUUCAACUGCUCAUCAUUGUCACGUGGAUCGUCUUUCUCGUCAUUUCCAUUUAUGUAGUAUCAUCCAACACCACGGUUUUUCGCAUUCAGCUCUUUCAGGGCAUCACCAUAAUGAACAUCAAUCUGAGCCCGCGGAAGCUCUUUAUGGAAGGCUCGAGUCUCCGAGAAAUGGACGAUCUCAGGGUGCAGUACGUCAUUCCGAACUUCUAUUUGGCCAACGUGUUCGUGAGGAAACCAGGCGAUCUUUCGGACGGAAAACGAUUGGAAAAGUCGGCGUCGGUCGGGAACUAUCCUCCCAAUUCGAUAAUUUCAGACUGAAUCAAUUUGUGCAUGAAAUGGAGAACUUGAACGGAAGUUGGGGCGCGCUCGGAACUAACUACUUCGUCAGAGACUUUGUGGAUUUCGAGAAGGCGAUGGCGGAGGAAGAGGAAGAAAACGUCGAAACGGGAGAAGUGAAGGCGAUUGCGAAGAGAGGCGGAAUCAAUGUGAACAAUUUGCCGAUGUUCUUGGAGUGGCCAGAGUACCUCUUCUGGAAGGGAUUCGUGCAGUUCCACAAUGAGUCGUGAGUUGAGGGCAUCUGUCGGCGGAAUGGCAACUCUGCUCGUUUAGUGAACGAAUUGUGCUGGACCGAUUCUUCAUCACGUUUGCCAUUCACGGAAAGAACCUCCAAUCAUGGCCUGCUCGCGGAGACGCAUUGAGAGAAUGGAGGAAAGUGGUCGAUGAGUACAGGUAAUCUCCCCCUACAGUACCCUCCGAUCCCCUGCUAUCACCCCCAAUUGCGCCUAUUGUUUUCCGUUGCCGGGGUAGCCAAGUGGCAAAGGCGUGGGCCUUGUGAACCCAUGGAUGCAAAUCCUUUAGGGGUUCGAUUCCCCUCUCCGGCAAACUUUUCUUUUCAGCGACGAAUUCGGUCUGUCCGUGUUUUCCGACGACGGAAUCUAUGUGGAUCUCAUCGAGAACAUGUCGACGGAUGCGUGGCAGUCGGCAGUUGCCACGUUGUCUUGCAUGGCCUUCAUCUGCUUCGUCUUUAUGUACGACGUGCCGACGGUCGUCGUGGCCACUGCGAUCAUCGCGAGCAUCAUGACCGGCAUCCUGGGAAUCCUCUCCCUGACCGGAACCGACCUCGAUCCGAUCGUCAUGUCCGCUCUCAUCAUCUCCAUCGGAUUCUCCGUCGACAUCCCCGCGCACAUCUCCUAUCACUAUCACACUUCUUCUUCUGAGAAUGGAAUCAGAGACAGGCUGCACCAGACUCUCUCCUCUGUCGGAUUCCCCGCUCUCCAGGCCUCCUUCUCCACUUCCCUCUGCGUUCUUUCUCUCAAAUUCACUUCUGUUUACAUGUCGAAUGUAAGUUCUGAGCCCUCCUCUUCUCAGCUAACCCGUUUCCUUUUCUUUCAGGCCUUCGUCAAGACCAUGAUCUGCUGCAUGAUCCUGUGCGUCUUCCACGCUCUCGUCCUUCUGCCCGCUCUCUUCGCCAUCUUCCACCGCAUCCGUCGUCUCUUCUGCUCCAAAAAGGACUAUUCUGUACACCCGAAAUGAUCUCGUUCCCCAUUCCCUCUCAUCUAUCAUGUUUGCUCGAUCUUUGUGCUCUCUUUUCCCUCUCCUUCUUUCACUUUAUUUCUACUCGGUUUAUGUCUACUCUGCGGAGAUUUCUGAUAACCAAUUCGGUGAUAAACACUACAUAAAGGGUCUCUCACCACGUGGUCUGUUUCGUUUCGUUCGGGAACCUUCUCGGUCGUUCGAUGGGCUGAUAAACUGAGGUCUACGUGACUGACCGGGUCUCUCCGGCCGGACAAUUGUCGAUUCGCCACUCUUUUUCGCCUCUUUUCUCUCGUCUCUCUCGCAUUUUCUCAUUGAAAGACGUGCAUUCGUCCACACUUUUCAAAUGUUGAUUCUCUCCAGAAUCCUUCGAACUCUACUAUAAAAGUGGCUGAAUCCGUUAUUCUACCCAAUUAUUCUCGAUUCUAUAGAGCACUUUCUGGGUCAAACUACAGUAACCGGCGCGAUCGCGGUUAGUGCUGGUUCCAGUUGCGGGAAUUUCGAAGCCGGAGUAGCCAAAUGGUAAAGGCGUGGGUUUUAGGGAUCCAUGGAUAACAGUCCUUCAGGGGUUCGAUUCCCCUCUCCGGCAAAUGCUUUUCCCGUCUUUUCAACUACUUUUAAAGUUUCGCAAAGCACUUUUUUAUCGAAAACUCUCAAAAAUUGUAUUAUUUGAAUAUUGUUGAGAAUGGAAAUGCCUUCUCAGCGAAUUUCAGCAGGAAUUGCUCAUCUUAAACUCUUCUUGAAGCUACCGUAAUCCGUGUGCCUGCCGGCUGUAUCUCUUUCUCCGUUCGUUUUUUCCGAGGCCGGGGUAGCCAAGUGGCAAAGGCGUGGGCCUGCCGAACCCAUGGAUGCAAAUCCUUUAGGGGUUCGAUUCCCCUCCCCGGCAAACGUUUUUCUCGAUUUAUCUCUACCACACAGCACAAGUGAUUCGCGAUCGGUCUAUUGAGAACGUAGGCUUAUGAUAUGCCUAUCAUGUACCAAUCGCGAAGAAAAAUUGCCUACAAUACGUCUAUCGCGAAAAUUCUCGAAUUCGCAUAUGAUAGGCCUAUCAUAGGCCUAUUUGAAGAUAUUUGGAAGAUCUAUUGAAGAACUCGCUCCUAGUUCUCAAUAGACCCACCACGAAUCACCUGCAUGCAGUGACAACACAGGUUUCCAUUGUUUUCCUUCACAGAACACCCGCGAAAUGACCUUGUUGUUGAUUCCCCGCAAAAGAAACUGUGCCUGUUCUUUUUUUCUCGAGAAAACAUACAUUUCGGACCAUGUCCUUUUUGCUCCUUUUCUUCUUUUCUGCCUUUCUCUCAAUGGCUACCAUAUACGUAUUAUUAACUUCUAAAAAAAUACUUACUAUUCUCACUACAAAAGGUACAGUAUCCCUGCCUCGUUCUAAUUUCUCCUCAACUGUCCGAUUUUCUUUUUACAGUGUUCGCAUUCGUUAGAUUCACACUUCGUUAGUAUCGCUUUCAAAUCAUUGACCAGUUGGAAAACAGUGAAAAGUGAUCGAUACUGCGCGUUUGCCGCCCGAUCCCCGUUGUCAACAAGAGUUCAAAGUAUCGAAAUGAGACCCACAAACUGUCGUCUCCGAUCACCUCAUGCCCGCCGUUUCGCCGUUGCGUCUCGUAGUCCUUCUAGCCGUCUUUUUCUCUGCGCCCUCUCGUUUCAGUGUGCUCAUUCGCCUUUCUCUCGCCAUUCUCGAGUUGUUCCGCUGGCCGCUGGCAACAUAAAAAACAGCAGAAUCAGCAGAUUGUUGUUCUUCUUCUUCUUGUCACUUUCUAAUUUUCAUUCUCCCAUCCCAAUUUGCUCAUUGUCUUCGUUUUUUCAGUCGGAAAAUGCCCAGCGAGACUAGCCAAUUCGGAAUCGAAACUGAUUCAAUCACCCUCCAACGGUUUGUGCUCCAGGAGCAACGGAAACAUGCCGACGCCAGUGGAGAGCUCACCAGCCUGCUCACCAAUAUGCUCGUGGCCAUCAAGGCCAUCGCUUCGGCCACUCAGAAGGCCGGACUCGCCAAACUGUGAGCGAUACAUUUUGAAACGAGAGAAAACUGGUUACGCUUGUUUUUCAGUUACGGAAUCGCCGGUUCGACGAACGUGCAGGGCGAGGAAGUGAAGAAGUUGGACGUGCUGAGCAACGAACUGAUGAUUAACAUGCUGAAGAGCAGCUACACAACCUGCCUGCUCGUUUCCGAAGAGAAUGACGAACUGAUUGAGGUGGAAGAGAAGAGACGCGGAAAGUACAUCGUGACGUUCGACCCGCUCGACGGAUCCUCCAACAUCGACUGCCUCGUUUCGAUCGGAACCAUCUUCGGAAUUUACAAGAAGCGCGGAGACGGACCACCGACUGUCGCAGAUGUCCUGAAGCCGGGAAGCGAGAUGGUUGCCGCCGGAUACGCCCUCUACGGAUCGGCCACAAUGGUCGUGCUGUCCACCGGAGACGGUGUCAACGGAUUCACUCUUGACCCGGUAAGAGAAUGAUUCCAGUGUCUCCGGGAAUUCCAUUGUUUUUCAGUCUAUCGGAGAAUUCAUCCUGACCCACCCGAGCAUGCAGUGCAAGCCAAAAGGAUCGAUUUACUCGACGAACGAAGGAUACGCAAAGACCUGGAGCAAGGGAUUCUCCGAGUACAUCCGCACGCGCAAGGACCCGGAGCCAGGAAAGAAGGCGAUGGGACAGAGAUACGUCGGAUCGAUGGUGGCCGACGUGCACCGUACCAUUCUCAACGGAGGAAUCUUCCUCUACCCACCGACCGCUUCUGCUCCGAACGGAAAGCUCCGUCUAUUGUACGAGUGCAAUCCGAUGGCCUUCAUUAUUGAACAGGCCGGAGGACUCGCCACCACUGGAAAGGAACGCAUUCUCGACAUUCAGCCCACUCAGGUCUGUCAAUAUGCGCUUCUCGUUUUUUCAAACACAUCAGUUUUCAGAUUCACCAGCGUGCUCCGAUCAUUUUGGGAUCCAAACUGGACGUCGAAGAGGCUCUUGAAUAUCUUGCCAAAUACGAUAACUAG